GUCGGGGCGGCCGUGGCAGGAGCGGGAUGUUGAACCUACCUUCUCCGGCUUUUCCUGCCCCUGCCUCCCAGCAGCGGGUGGCCCUGGCAGGACGCAGCAAGGUACCUUUGAAACCAGGGCGAAGUCUUAUGGACUGGAUUCGGUUAACUAAAAGUGGGAAAGAUCUAACUGGUCUAAAAGGAAGAUUAAUAGAGGUGACUGAAGAAGAACUUGCCAAGCAUAAUAACAAGCAUGACUGCUGGAUAUGUAUAAGAGGUCUUGUAUAUAACGUCACACCAUACAUGGAAUAUCACCCUGGUGGUGAAGAUGAGUUAAUGAAAGCAGCAGGAGCUGAUGGCACAGAUCUGUUUGAUCAGGUUCAUCGCUGGGUUAAUUAUGAAUCAAUGCUGAAAGAGUGUAUGGUUGGAAGAAUGGCACUCAAACCUCUUGCGACUGCUCUGAAAGAGACUUGUCCCACUGUACCUGAAGAAAACAGGAUCUUAAAUGGUAUGUUUCCUAAAAAAAUGGACAACUGUUCAAAAGAGGUAGUUCCCAGUUAUGAUUGGUUCCAGACAGACGGUUUAGUCACUGUGGUCAUAUACACUAAACAAAAGGAUAUGAACUCUGAAUUGGUGAUAGCUGAUCUUCAGGAAGGUAAACUGAGAGGAGAGAUCCUUGUGAAAGACUACUCAUACCUUUUAUAUGUUGAACUGAGUCAUGCAGUUCAUGAGGAUAUGGUAGUGCAGGUCUCUGAAAAAGUGGGGAAGGUGGAACUUGUCCUAAGGAAGAAAGGAACUUUGUCUUGGAAGACACUUGGGCAGCCGCUGGAGAGUCAUAACUCUUUUGUCAAGCGCACAGACAGAGGUCUAUACUACAGAAAAUGCAGAUUGCUAUCGAAGACAAAUGUCAGUCAUGACACUAGGCUCUUUUCUUUGAUGUUACCACCAGGAACUCAUCUCCAGGUUCCAGUUGGGUACCACGUUUACCUCAGACAAACCAUUACAGGCACAGAGAUAGUGAAGCCAUAUACUCCCGUGUCGUCUUCCUUGGUAUCAACAUUCAAAAAACCCUCUCAAAAUGAUAAGGCACAUAUAUUUUUCAUGAUCAAAAUUUACCCCAGUGGGCUAUUCACACCAGUACUUGACACUCUGGAAAUAGGGGAGUAUAUUUUUCUGAGUAACCCCGAGGGUAACUUUAUGACAUCGCAAAUUCAGAAUGUGGAAGAUCUAUUUUUAUUGGCAGGAGGCACAGGGUUCACACCAAUGGUUAAAUUGCUAAACUACGCGUUGACUAGUAGCAGUAGUCUCAGGGCAGUGAAACUGAUAUUCUUCAACAAAACGGAAGAUGACAUACUGUGGAGAAAUCAGCUGGAGCAAUUAGCCCUUAGUGAUGCGAGGUUUGACAUUCAGUUUGUUCUCUCGGAGCCAAAAAAAGAAUGGACAGGAAAACAAGGAAAAAUUUCUUCCUCUCUUCUUUCUCAAUUUGUGAAAAGAAGUAAAUGUGAUUCUAAGAUGCUCAUAUGUAUCUGUGGUCCAUUACCAUUCAUGGAACAAGGAAUACAGUAUCUUCAAGAUCUUGGGCAGUCCUGUCAAGAAAUACAUUGUUUUACAGCCUAAACAAACAUUUAGGACCCCAGUUUGCACAGUUGACAGACAUAUUUAUUUUUUUAUUCGGAUUCUGAGAGGAAAAUGUUAUGCAUGAAUAACAUGUUCUUUUUAUGUAAUUACUUGAAUCCUGUCAUCUUUGGGGCGGGGAUAAUUUUAUAUUCCGCUGCUUUGAAAUUGUAUUUAUUUUUGUUACUAUGUAAGACUUAACUACAAUAUUCUAGAAGUAAAUAAAUUAGUACAAUUCAUGAUUGUGUUGAGCAGAUAUAUAAACUCUGACCAUCAGGUAAGAUCGAGUAGCAUCCUUUUGCACUGAUUACUUUAGCUAUAUAAGCACCAGGAACCUUUUCUUAAAUUAUAACUUUAUUACUAUAAAACAGUGGUGGGCAACUUCUGGCCUUCCAGAUAUUUUGGCUUACAACUCCCAUCAGCCCUAACCAGCAUAGGCUCUUGACAGCUGUAGGCCAAAACAUCUGGAGGGCUACAGGUUGCCCACCCCCUGCCAUAAAACAUCUGUUGAUAGUAUGAAGUUAUAUGUUACAUGGUUAACUCAGGAAAACGAUUGGUUUCAGUACAAUCUUACUAAUAUCAUAAAGCUGUAGUAUUGUUAAUAAGUGUGUGUUCUUAUACAUAGAAUAUCAGUUUUAUAUACUAAAUUAAUUUUUGUAUAAGUCUAAUAAAAAGAAG
Molecule: messenger RNA, 2270 nt
Organism: Elgaria multicarinata webbii
Lineage: Eukaryota; Metazoa; Chordata; Lepidosauria; Squamata; Anguidae
Product: cytochrome b5 reductase 4
Exons: 16
Coding region: 27-1595 (522 amino acids)
Molecular function (GO): heme binding; oxidoreductase activity; FAD binding
Source: RefSeq, a predicted model, not a curated record